AUGUCGUUAUUUAAGAAGAAGGCGCCUAAAUACACGCCGCCUCCAGUGCCACAGUCUCCCGUCGAGGAGCCUCACCAGCAAGCCAACGGAGUGGACAAUAACAAUGGAGCACAGAAGUCACAGUUGGUGUUCCACUGUCAGCAGGCACACGGCAGCCCUCUCGGACUCAUUUCUGGAUUUUCUAAUGUCAAGGAGCUUUAUCAAAAAAUAGCAGAAUGUUACGAUUUUCCACCUGACGAGAUUCUAUUUUGCACACUGAAUACUCACAAAGUGGAUAUGAAGAAACUACUAGGUGGACAAAUAGGAUUAGAAGAUUUCAUAUUUGCACAUAGAAAAGGUCGCCCUAAAGAAAUAGAAAUAGUUAAAACUGAAGAUGCCUUGGGAUUGACAAUAACAGAUAAUGGUGCUGGAUAUGCUUUUAUAAAAAGGAUAAAAGAAGGUUCUAUUGUAGCGAGAAUACCACAUAUAGAGGUCGGAGAUCACAUCGAGAAGCUGGAUGGAGAAAAUAUGGUUGGCAAAAGACAUUAUGAAGUCGCAAAGAUUUUGAAGGACAUUCCAAAGGGAACUACUUUUACGAUUCGAUUGGUCGAACCACUUAAAAGCGGGUUCGCAAGUAUUGGACCAAAGACGAGUGGAGCAAAAUCUGGAAGGAAACAGAACUACGGAUCUGGCAAAGAGACAUUACGGUUUAAGGCCAACGGCCAGGCAACUAUAGAAAACGACCACGAUGAACGAUCGAAAGCUGGCAUCGAGAAAAUCAACAGUUUACUGGAAUCGUUCAUGGGCAUCAACGACUCCGAGUUAGCAUCGCAGAUGUGGGAUCUUGCCGAAGGAAAAGCAAACUCUAUGCAACUAGCGGAAGCCAUCGAUAAUAGUGACUUACAAGAAUUCGGAUUCACGGACGAGUUUAUAAUUGAAUUAUGGGGUGUUAUUACUGACGCUAGAUCUGGUAGACUCAGUUAG
Spodoptera littoralis (African cotton leafworm) is the source of this 963-nucleotide messenger RNA. NCBI's taxonomy places the organism in Eukaryota, Metazoa, Arthropoda, Insecta, Lepidoptera, Noctuidae. The record is from the annotation of a GenBank genome assembly.